Messenger RNA from Pyrus x bretschneideri (Chinese white pear), 587 nucleotides. Its product is annotated as snakin-2-like. The transcript has 3 exons. NCBI's taxonomy places the organism in Eukaryota, Viridiplantae, Streptophyta, Magnoliopsida, Rosales, Rosaceae. The coding region runs from base 66 to 386 and encodes 106 amino acids. The record is from RefSeq and is a predicted model, not a curated record.
CUCUUAUUUCACAACAUACAAGCCAAAUUAAGAUACUUCUUCCUCUUCUUCCAUAUAUAAUCAAGAUGGCUUUGUCAUCAAGAACGCUCAUGGCUUCCAUGCUUGUCUCUUUUAUGCUUCUCCAAUGUUUCACUGAAGCAGCUGAUCACCAGUAUGAGAUGUUGGGCGUUGAUGGAGCACCGGCCCCCAAGCCCCCAACUUUAGAUUGUGGAGUGGCAUGUGAAGGAAGAUGCAAACUAUCAUCGAGGCCUCGUCUUUGCAAAAGGGCAUGUGGGAGUUGUUGUGACAAGUGCAGUUGCGUUCCUCCAGGCACUUCUGGCAACUACGAAUCUUGUCCUUGCUACUUUAACCUUAAAACCCACAACCAAACCCGCAAGUGCCCUUAAUUUCUUUCAAAUUUUCAAUUCAUUUCAACAAAUCCAACCAAAAUAAAUAAAGUGCACAAACUUUUCUCAUCUCUUUUACUGAGAGAGAGAAUGUUUUGGCAUGCAUGUAAAACGUAAAAGCUUUCUGCUUUUGUAUGAGUUUCUAUUAAGAUUGUAUUGUAUUGUAAUUAAUAAAAACUAUUUUUAAGUCCUUUUGUUCGA